Molecule: messenger RNA, 372 nt
Organism: Prorocentrum cordatum
Lineage: Eukaryota; Dinophyceae; Prorocentrales; Prorocentraceae
Source: the annotation of a GenBank genome assembly
AUGCUCCACAACGAGUCGGUUCAGCUUGUCGCGUGGGGCACGAAUUUUGGUGAUCCUUUCGAGAACACUCCGUUAGGUCCAUUAGGCGUGGAUGCAUACGACAAGCACUUCGAUCCAGGCGAACGGUGUCUGUUUGUGGACCAGACGUACGCACUGGCUCGCGGGGGGGCCUUUUUCCGCUACAAUGUUCUUGAGCAGCCGAAGGGCAAAGGAAGGCGUUCUCCCGCAGGAGGGCCUCCCUCCGCGAAGGGCGUCGGCCACGACAGGCUUCGGCCCGAGGAGCUGCCGGGCCGCCUGGCAGUCCAGAAGCUCUUCCGGCAGCGCAAGUGGAUCAAGGGGUGGACAAUCCUCCUGACCGGCACCGAUAAAUAG